This is a messenger RNA of Histoplasma capsulatum G186AR, 3733 nucleotides long. RefSeq names its product protein kinase. Lineage: Eukaryota; Fungi; Ascomycota; Eurotiomycetes; Onygenales; Ajellomycetaceae. Gene Ontology annotation, biological process: intracellular signal transduction; microtubule cytoskeleton organization; protein phosphorylation. Gene Ontology annotation, molecular function: ATP binding; tau-protein kinase activity; protein serine/threonine kinase activity. Bases 1 to 3576 code for a protein of 1191 amino acids. The transcript has 4 exons. Gene Ontology annotation, cellular component: cytoplasm. The record is from RefSeq and is a predicted model, not a curated record.
AUGUCGUCUGCUAUGCAGACAGUUUGCCAGCAUAGCACAACUCAGUCGCCUAGCCAGUAUGCAUCAACAGGAUCUCCGAGACAACCACUUCGCGAACCAUCAGUUGGGCCACGCCAGUCGAGCAGGCACCAGACUGAUCAUGCUGGCGCACUCAACCCUCCUGCUAGCCCUGACCAAUUCUACUCCCCUCCCUCCGCCGUUACUUCGACAAUGAAUUCCCCACAACAUCUUCCAUUGCCUCCCUCCACUCGUGGCUCCCCUAUUACCCCAACUCCGGGUCAAGCGUCGAGUAGUACGCGGCCACGCCCGACCCCCACACUAUCUGAUGGACCUGGUUCUCCUCCGAUCCCCCCUCCUCGCACAUCAUCAAACCAACGAAGUCGCACAUCAUCAACUGCGCCAUCUGCCAAUACCUCCACGGAACGAGUAGCGAACUCCAAACAUUCUAGGCGAAGGGGAGAUGGUGCACGAGAUCGUGGGGACCGGGACCAUGCGCAGACAAACGGUAGGGACAAGGCGAAUGAUGAUGCGGAAUCAUCCGCUGUCAAGCGUCGAAAAUGCCCACAUUCGCCGGAUGUUCCACAACGAGCUGCGAGCACACGAGAGCCGAGGGAUCACACCUCGCCUUCUGCGAUGGAAAGUAGAUCUGAGGCUACAAUGGGACCAACUUCGAUUCCCACUGGCGCUGAUAAAGAGCCAAGUACGGUGGUUAAUCGAAUGGUCAUCACAGACCCUGCAGUAGAUAAUGCGCGAGAAAAGGAACGCCAGGCGGAAGCUCAACCUGACCCAGAAACCUUGUCAGGACUGGGCCUUGUUAGCAGUGAAGGGGUCGACGACGGGGGCCGCGGUGCUCGAAGCCGGCACGAUUAUUCAAAUUCCUCAUCAAGGCGAAAAGAAACUACUUUUGGUGACUAUGUUCUUGGUCAAACCAUUGGUGAGGGUGAGUUUGGAAAAGUUAAACUUGGUUGGAAGAAAGACGGCAGCGUGCAAGUCGCGAUCAAAUUGCUGAGAAGGGAGAGCCUUGGGAACAACCCCAGCCGCCUCCCGAAAAUAUAUCGCGAAAUCUCGAUUUUAAAAGAGCUUUCACAUCCAAAUAUAGUCCGACUUCACGAGAUGGCAGAGACCGAUCGACAUAUUGGUAUUGUUUUGGAGUAUGCAUCUGGGGGUGAAUUGUUCGACUAUAUCCUUAACCACCGGUAUCUGAAAGACAACCCUGCUCGUCGAUUAUUUGCCCAACUAGUUUCCGGCGUAGGUUAUUUGCAUAAGAAAGGUAUUGUUCACCGAGAUCUCAAACUCGAGAAUCUAAUGCUCGAUCGAAACCGCAAUAUCAUUAUCACAGAUUUUGGUUUCGCGAACACAUUCGACCCCACAGACGAACUGGGCGAAGAAAUUGAAUAUAACCUGACAAAUAGAGAAUUCGUGAAAAGGAUGAAGCUAGAUCGGCCCAACGCAAAGGGCUUAAGGCGCGGUGACCUUAUGCAAACUAGCUGUGGUAGUCCGUGCUAUGCCGCGCCAGAACUGGUCGUCACUGAUUCAUUAUACACCGGGCGUAAGGUUGACGUUUGGAGUUGUGGAGUUAUUUUGUAUGCAAUGCUUGCUGGCUAUCUCCCUUUUGAUGAUGAUCCCGCAAACCCUGAGGGCGAUAACAUAAACCUUCUUUACAAAUAUAUUGUAACGACACCUCUCACUUUUCCCGAGUACGUCACACCACACGCGCGAGAUUUGCUGCGGCGCAUCCUUGUCCCGGAUCCGCGAAAACGGGCAGAUCUCUUCGAAGUUGCGCGACAUAGCUGGCUUGCAGAGUAUGCACAUGUGGUAUCGCACAUUACCAGCAAUACUACUAAUGUGGCUGACAUUGCAAACACCACUGUUCCUGCUGAAGACCAACAAGAGACCCCAUCCCUUGCUCGUAGCGCUUCUGUUAGAGAACCACCCAAAACUCAGCAUCACAGCAACGCUUCACCUGUGGGAGGCCUCAGUCACCAUACAGGGAAAAUCUCUCAAGAAGAUGAAAAACCUAAAGCAAGGGAUGCGAAAAGGAGAACAGUCCAAGUCGAAUACGUGCCCCCUCAGUCUCAAACUGCUCGUGGUGACUCAACCACCGCCUCUUCUCCUCUGAGCCCAAUAUCAGGUCCUGCAGGUUCGUCGCAGGUUCAACCAAAAUUUAAUAACCAAGAACCCCCAACUUCAAGCACAGAAGGCGCGGCCGCAGCCACAACAACGGCCGCUUCACGGUCUAAACCAUUGCCGAAGGACCCGCCUGUAAACACCCAUUCUACCAGUCAUAACACAACAGAUCGCCUUCAAGGUAGGCCGCAUUCGCAAUAUGGAAACUUAGCGCAAUCGAUCUCAGACCUAACUGGUACUUUACCCCAAACAACCCGACCUCGAACUGGCGGGUCCCUGGCUUCUACCGGCGCCGGGAGAUAUGACAGCCGUUUGCCGUCCAGAGGUUCUUACAGUCAACCCGCCGCCCCAGCGGUCGCAACAACCAAUGUGCAGGGUCGGCUCGCUCAGCCCAAAAAUGCCACAGCCUACAGUAUCUCUCCGCCUACCACCCAGCAACCUGCAGAGAGUUCAAUUGAUCAGCCCAGUACAAAUCUGGACUAUAGCGUUGCCCAGCAACAAGAAGCACAAACCAAGAGCCAUAAGCGUUCUAGCACCGUGAGUAGCAUUGGUGAGAAGUUGUUUGGGCGAUCCGGCUCUAUAUUUGGUGGAAGAUCAUCUCAGCAUGGGCAACGACCAAAUAAACGCUACCCUCCAACUAGCAUGAAGGAACCGAUUGUCUCGGAUGAACCGCGAGCGUCAAUGGAUUCCCGUCGAUCAAUUUCUCAUCCUUUUCAUCGGAAACUGGUGGAUUCCAGCCAAGAGCAUACUACGAAACAACGAAGAUUUUCUCUCUUGCCUGCGUCGUUUUCUAUGAAAAACUUCUCAUCCAGCAAAGAAACGCCCCCCGCUGCUGACUCUCACAUGGCCCAGGUUAACGAUUUUCUCCACCCUCCAAUGAGUCAAGGUCAUCAGCAGCAGCCCCAACAGGUAUCAACUUCCAAUGCUACCUCACAUUCUCACCAUCCGACCGCCGGUCACCACACCCAAGUCGAACAAGGCCUUACCAACGCCAAUGACCAAUUGGAUAUGAUGAAUUACUCUGCUCAAAUCGACCAACAGUUUGCGACCCUUCACGCUGAAUCGGACCCCCAACACCAGAGAAAUCCAUAUGGAUCACCUCACAUUGCUGCUGAGCAAUAUUACCAAGAGGAACCCCAUGCUAACUCUUCUUCAGCGAGAUACCUCACUGAGCCACAGAAUUCCGGUUACACGGAGCAGUUUAUGCCCAGUUACCCGGAGGGAUAUAAUCCGGGCCAUAACAAUGACAAUGGUUCUCGGCAGUCAAUACAGCCUAACCACCAGUCUGGGAGGGUCUCCAAUGUUCUCCAGAAGAACAAUCGCAAGUUCGCUGAUGCCUACGAAUAUGAGAAAGAUCCGUCACAUCAUUCUGGUAGCUCUGGGGCUGCAAGAAGAGUUAUGGACUUUUUCAGGCGAAGGGGCAAGUACCGUGCUGGCGAUCAUCAGUGAAAAAGAACACCUGUUUGGCUAAAUGCUACAGUCGCCAGGUAUCACCUUGGGGAAACUACAUGCCAUACAAAAUUUCAGCAGCAGGAGAAAAGAUAGAAGACCAAUGAAAGAGAGAACGCUUUGUGGUUGGCGGAUUGGUGCUUUCAUUCUAUUGGGG